AUGGCCGACGACGUAGUAGAGCUUAUCUGUGAAUGCAAGCAUGACGAAUGGGGUAAAAAAGGCAAUAAUUCUCUUGCAGGGCGGUUGUGGUCGCGAAUGCCUGGGGCGGGAGAAUUGAAAGAUUCGGAGACCUAUUCGGAGAUGUGGAUGGGUACAUACCCUACGGUGCCAUCUCGGGUUACUUCCAACGGCGAGCUCCUCUCUGAGUACCUAAAGAACAAUCCCGAUCUUGUUGGACAGUCUGUUUGCGACAGAUAUGGCCCCGACUUGCCGUUCCUUCCCAAAAUACUCUCCUUUGACAAAGCGCUCCCACUUCAAAUCCAUCCAGAUAAAAGCUUGGCCGAACAACUGCACGCAAAGGACCCCAAAAAGUUCGGCGACACCAACCACAAGCCUGAGAUUGCUGUUGCUUUGUCUCGCUUUGAGCUCUUUGUUGGCUUCAAACCAGUCGAAGAACUUGCCAACAUUAUGAGGCUAAAGGCCGUCGAGCAAUUUGUGCCAACAAAGAGCGACUUCAAUGACGAAGCUCUGCGAGAGAUCUGCAAAACUUUCUUGAGCUUCCCACCGACCACCGUGUCGGAAAUGAUCACGAAGUUGAAAGAUACCCCAGAGUCAGAGUUUGGAAAAUAUCGUUACAUUCCAUCUCUUCUAAACCGGCUGAGCGAGCAAUAUUCAGAAUUUGACAAUGGGAAUUUGGUUGCCGCAUUGCUGAUGAACUACAUGACAUUGGAACCAGGAGAAGCAGUCUGUGUGCCAGCGGACAGUAUACAUGCAUACCUCUCGGGUGACAUUCUCGAGUGCAUGGCACGGUCUGAUAACGUCUUGAACACGGGUUUCUGCCCGCGCGCUGAUCGUGACGACGUUGAUCUGUUCGCACAGGCUCUGACCUUCAAGCCACACAACUCAGAAGCUGCUCAUCUUCCUCCACAAGUGAGUCAAUUCGGAGAAAAGGGAAAGACCCUAGUCUAUGCCCCUCCGUUCAGCGAGUUCAAUGUCUUGGGCAUAAGCCUAUCGCCUGCGGAAACUGAGACCCAUGCCGUACUUCAAAGCCCAAGUAUCUUGGCUGUCACACAAGGCUCGGGAGAGAUGAAGGUUUCGGGUGUGGGCAAGACUAUCCAUGUCGAGGAAGGAAAUGUGUUCUUUGCUGGAUGCAACGCCAAAUUGCAAUUCUCCACCGAAACAGGAUUGACAUUCUAUAGAGCGUAUGCCACCUUUUGA
Molecule: messenger RNA, 1218 nt
Organism: Penicillium lagena
Lineage: Eukaryota; Fungi; Ascomycota; Eurotiomycetes; Eurotiales; Aspergillaceae
Exons: 4
Coding region: 1-1218 (405 amino acids)
Biological process (GO): carbohydrate metabolic process; GDP-mannose biosynthetic process
Cellular component (GO): cytosol
Molecular function (GO): mannose-6-phosphate isomerase activity; zinc ion binding
Source: RefSeq, a predicted model, not a curated record